Danaus chrysippus (African queen) is the source of this 522-nucleotide messenger RNA. Lineage: Eukaryota; Metazoa; Arthropoda; Insecta; Lepidoptera; Nymphalidae. The record is from the annotation of a GenBank genome assembly.
AUGCUACGUAGCGGGGCAUUCUCAAUUAUAUUAUUACGUCUACGUCACGUGCUACGUCACCUCUACGAAGGCUACGCGCCGUAUGAAGUGCAGUACGAACGUAGAUCGACGCAGACAGCGACAGUCAAAAGACUAUGUUAUUGGUGUGGUCCUCUCGCGGAACAAGUCAACAGAUCUCCCCGCGCUCCGCCUUGCGACGCCUCCACUGAACCUAUUAUCACUGGAUGUGAACCUGAGUUUCCAUACUGCGCUGUUGUGGCUACUUCCCCGCCAUACGUGGAAUCAAGACUAUGUGUGAAACUCUAUCAAGAUGAAUGUUAUCCAUUAUUUUGCAAUUCGACAAGAACCUGGAAGAUGACGUGUCCAUGCCGCGAUGAUUUGUGUAAUGGAGCGAAUACAGAAAGAGAGAAUGAGGCCUUCACUAUACUGGACAAGCUGGUAGCUAAAACUAAAACAUCCCGCGUCAAAAGAACUGGAAUAACCGCAGUACAAUUUAUACCAUCUGGAUCAGAUAAAAACUAA